AUUUGAAGAGUCAAAGCAUAGAAAGUAAAAGUAAUAUGAAAAGUCAGAGCUUAGAAAAUAGAAAUGAUGUAAGAAAUAGAAGAAAGAGCUUAAAAGAGAAGAGCUUAGAUACUGAAAGAGAUGUGAAAAUUGAUAGUGUAGAUACUGUCACAGAUUUGAAAAAUAAGAUGGAGGGCAUAAGAAAGAUAAAAGAUUUGAAAAAUAAAAGCUUAGACGAUAAAAGUGAUGUGAAAUUAGCUGGAAGUAUUUCAAGCUGAAAGAUGUAUUUGAAGUAGGUCUUGUCUUAGGUUUUAAUAUAAUAGUUUUAAGUUUUAUACAAUGUGAUAAAAUAAUGUUUGGACAGGUAGUUUUUAACAUGGAAGGAAUUUGUGAACUUGUUUGAAACAAAACUUAUUUGUUGUCAUAGGAACUGAACGAUUUUUUAAUCUGACUGCAUAUUGAUGAAAGAGGUCUAUGCUUCUAUUUUACUGGUUUUAUUAUCUGUGGAUGGAGUAUUUUAAAAUAUAAAUAUUAAGUCAUAAUAUCAUAAUUAUUAUAAAAGGAUGAAUUUUUGUGAUGAAACAUCAAAACUGAAAAAAAAAUUAUCACAGGUACUGACAAAUUUUAUUGAAUGAAUUUUCAAGCUUCAAAUGUUCUGCUUCAAUUUUAUAAAUAGUUUUUGGGUGGUUUGGGGUGGGGG
Messenger RNA from Ruditapes philippinarum (Manila clam), 679 nucleotides. RefSeq lists its product as uncharacterized. The record is from RefSeq and is a predicted model, not a curated record. NCBI's taxonomy places the organism in Eukaryota, Metazoa, Mollusca, Bivalvia, Venerida, Veneridae.